Molecule: messenger RNA, 384 nt
Organism: Aspergillus pseudotamarii
Lineage: Eukaryota; Fungi; Ascomycota; Eurotiomycetes; Eurotiales; Aspergillaceae
Exons: 3
Coding region: 1-384 (127 amino acids)
Source: RefSeq, a predicted model, not a curated record
AUGGAAGCAAAAGAGGAUAAGGAAACCCAUUCGCAGACUCUCUCCGAAGAUGAGAAACGCCGCCUCCGUCUUUAUGAUCGGCUGCCUCAUGGAGGAGGACUGCUCAGACAGCAGUCUAGAGAACGGAGGUACUUUGAUUCGGGUGAUUUGGCUCUCUCUACAGCCGAUAGAGUGACUGAUGAAGGUGCAAUUCAAACCGGCACAGCCCAUCCUAUACGUGACAGCAUUUCUCGCCCUUAUGCCCCGGUUCCCAACGCCACUAAUGCCAAAAAAGAUGCAAACAAAGGCUUUAGUGGCAAGAAACCCCAAAUUCCAGAAAUGAUAGAUAGCCCUCUGCACCAACAAAUCAACAAUGCGAAUAGGAAGAUGCAGAAACCAGAAUGA